AUGCGCAUUAAAAAACUCUUGAAUAACAACCUGAGAUAUGGCGAUUGCGACUGUUUAGGAGAAACGCGGACAGCAAAAUGGAAGCCAGAUUUCGCGUGUUGGCUUCUGUACUGUUGUUUGUAGUUGGUUGUUCUGGACUAGUUGACUUCAAGCCGGGGAAUCAGUACCAGUACAAGUACGACGCCUCCACAACACUAAAGCACACAGGUGUCGUACUCACGUCUGCAAAGGUCUACAUCAAUGUGCUAGGAGGUGACAAGUGGAAUCGACAUUGCCAGCUGGAAGUUAAGAACUUCCUUCACGCCCUUAAGAACCACCCAGCAAACCAUAAGGACCAGGAGGACCUUUCAAAAUGGUUCAGUUUUAACGUGUCCAACAGUGGAGAAAUCCUUGAGGUGCAGUACCCAGAGAAUGACAAGUCGUCUGCUGUCUUACAGAAGAAAGCACUUCUUGGCACGUUUUCUUCACGGCUGCAUGCCUCGCUUCAGGAUAUCAAUCAUGACAAGGACCGGAAAUGGCGCUAUGUCGUCAACGAGACGGGACAUGAAGGUGUCCAUGAAGCGGAGUAUGAAGGGAAGAACACUGGGGAGGCACUCAUCUUCAAGCGCACCAAAUCCUCACAUAUCGUGACCAACGCUGAGACAUCACACCAAAAGGAAAUCUGGUACCACAAGGGGAAGCAAGUUCCUACUAAAAUCCUUGUAGAUGAAAAAUUCACAGCUCCAAGAAAGGUUCACCCUGAAUAUGAACCCGUACCAUCGAUUCCAGUUGGGUUUGGUCAAAGCCACAUGUACGAGAGUGAUGACAACUUUGACCUACCAGAGAUGCACACAUUCUCAAGUGGGAAAAUGGAGCUGACUGAUGUCGUCCCCAUUUCGGUCGAAGACCGGCGUUUCCAACUGCCUGACAACUUGGUGACAGGCAGCCUCCAUAUUGAUGAGUACCCCCAUAAAAAGGUCCCACUGGAUUCCAAAGUUCAGAAGCAAAUCAUAGGAAACAUCACCUGCAUGCGUGAAAUUCGUCCACUCUAUGACAGAAGGCGAAUGAAGUGCUUCGACGAGCUAGUCCACGUCAUCCGCAACCUGGAAGAUGAGGAUUUCUCGAAGUUAGCAGAUGAGUACAUCCAGUUUCCCCCCAAAGGACAGAACGGCACGGAGAACAGGGGAGCCAUCAUCGAUGCGUUCGGCGCUUCAGCAGUGGAGGAGGCACAAACCAUCCUCACAGAGAGGAUUCUGUUACGGGAACCUCUGGAUGUGGAGCUCACCAAGAGAGUGUUUUCUCAUUUUGUCAACCUGGAGAAACCACCAGCCCAGAUAUUCAUUGAGGUUCUUGAAGACUUUGUAUUUGGGACAGACCCUCCAGCAGACCACGCCUCAGAUGAUGAGGACAUUAUGGCGAUGGCCACCCUCCUCCUGGGCCACAUCGCAGGGAAACUGAUGUCCACUGACCCUGUCCGAUCUGAAAGAGUUGUUGCCAAACUGGAAGCAGAACUCCAACCUCAUGAUCCUGUUAAGCACAGGGCCAGGCGAUCGGCUGAAAUGGCUAAAGCCAAGGAGAACGAAAACAACUUCACUAUCCCCUACAACAACAAGACAUACGUGAACCACCACGAGCAGAGGAAAGCCACAUUACUCCUGUCCCUGGGAAAUGCUGGUCUGGACCGGUCCUACCACCACAUCCUUUCUUACAUCAACACCACCGACUCUCCACAGCUGCUGAAGAGGAGUGGUAUGGCAGCAAUCGCCAAAUAUAAACAUGAACAUGCUGCAUCAACCUUGCUUCGCUUGGCUGUGGAUGGCGAUCAUGAGGACCAUGUCCGCUAUGAUGCUCUCUUAGAGUACAGGAGACAUCCCAAGGCUGUGCCAAUAAAUGACCUCCACUACCACCUUGUCAGAGGAUUGACAAACAUAACUGGCCUAGAGACCAACGAUCAUUCACGACUGAAAAGGAAUAUCUUGAAUGACAUCUUAAACUUCAAGUUCGAAUUCAAGUUGAAGCUGCCAGGCAUUGAGUGGAAGAAGCAGAUUGGAUCUGACAAAGUCGGGGCAAGUUUUGGACUGACCAUUCGGAACGUCAUGGACCUGUUUAUAUCACUUCUGAACGGGAGGUUUGGAAUCGAUGUUCUGGAUGAAGUGUACGCCACCGCCAAUUUUGGCAUCAUCAACUAUAACCUGGAUAUCGUUCGAGCGCGCGUCUGCUUUAAAGGUUUCAUCCAGUAUGACCUCAACAUUCUCAAGGAGUUCAACUUUGAAGACAUCUUCAAAAUCAUCAAGACACUGGAUCAAGUCGUCGACAGGAUCGUAGGAAACAUAAAGAAAGCCGUCAACUUUUUCAAAGGCUUGUUCUCAAGUGACUCGGAAUUCGCGUUUCCAAAACUAAUAAAAAAGUUUACGGAAGUAUUCGAAAGUUUGCCCAAAAAGAUUGACGGUAUCAUUGCCAUCGGGCAAAAGGCUACGGUUGUACUGGGAGAAAUGAUCAACCCACAGCCGUGGCUUGUCGCUAUCGUGGGGGUCGUACGCAGGAUAACGGGAUUCAUGGGAGACGUCAAAAGAGAUGUGACCAAGUUUGUGGACGCCAUUUUCGAAGCUGUUACAGUGACCCUGCCGUGGGCAGUUGACCAGAUAGUGGAGGCAGUUAACAUGGUCGUGAACACCCUCGACAACUUCUUCGACAACCCACUUGUAGCUCUCCAAGAUGUACAGAAGGCAGUACUCAAGAUUCAGAAUGGGAUAUUCAAGGUGCUGGAUGCAAAGAACAGAAUUCAAAAAACUUGUUUGUUUACAAAAGGCCAGCGACCGUACUGGUUUGACAUCAAAACAGUAAUCACGGAAAUCUGGGACGAAAUGAAGGCAGCAAAAGAUACUGUGGUUGGCGCAGUUACUAAUUUCAAACCAAAUCUGAAGGGAAAUGCUAAUGCAUACAUGUUCAAGAAAUUCACGGGCAUAGGACCGCCUGUAAUCAAGAAACAGCUGCAGAAUGAGGUUAUCUCGGCGUUCGGUAUCCUGGAACCCCCGCUGAGGGUCAUCCAGACUUUGGCAGAACCUUUCCUCACAGCCUACGAAACCGUCGUGGGGAAACUGAGGAUGGUCCAUUUAGCGUACACCACAGUCAAAAAUAUGUACACUAAAGCAAGGACGUUGAUCAGCAAAAUAUUUGGACCAAAGAUGCACAAGAGUUUCCCGAGAAAACUACUGCAAGCUCAAAACUGUAACGGUUACGGCCCAUAUCCAAGCACUGGCAAUGGAAAAUACAAACACCAAGGUGUAGACCUGGAACUUAACAAGACAAGUAUCAACGUUCCCUUUACUGGAAACCUCCGGAUCAACGAUUCUGCUGCAGGGUUAGUCUCCAUUCUCCUGGACGAUCCUGAUGGUAUUGAGCUGAUUCUACAGCCCAUCACUGUACCCAGUGGUAAAAAUGGAAUGAAGGUAUUCAAAGGUGAGUCACUGGGAACUGCCCAAGCAUCUGGAUGUAAUCCCAAAAGCAUUCACGUGGCCAUGAGAAAGGCAUUUACAGAGGAAUACAUUGAUCCCAUGAAAUACCUAGAGAAGAGGAAGCCAGGCUUUCCAAAAUUCGACACACAGUGCGAUGACUACAGGGUUGUGUUGUUGGUAAGUUUCACGCAGACAUCACAUAGCAUAUAUGAUCAUUGUGGAUUUUAAGGAUGAUGAUGAAUU
Branchiostoma belcheri (Belcher's lancelet) is the source of this 3677-nucleotide messenger RNA. RefSeq lists its product as uncharacterized. Gene Ontology annotation, molecular function: lipid carrier activity. The record is from RefSeq and is a predicted model, not a curated record. Bases 78 to 3662 code for a protein of 1194 amino acids. The transcript has 25 exons. Lineage: Eukaryota; Metazoa; Chordata; Leptocardii; Amphioxiformes; Branchiostomatidae. Gene Ontology annotation, biological process: lipid transport.